AUGUUGUCCGUCUGCAUGGUGCGGGGACCCCCGGGGUCUACGCCAGGGAGGGCCGGUGAGGGGACGACCGUGUGCGGUACCAGUUUCCGCAGUACCCAAACUCCUCGACCCAGCCGCACCAUCGACCCGGGCCCACACCGUGGCCCAGGCGGCAGGGCGCACUAG
This is a messenger RNA of Auxenochlorella protothecoides, 165 nucleotides long. RefSeq lists its product as hypothetical. Bases 1 to 165 code for a protein of 54 amino acids. NCBI's taxonomy places the organism in Eukaryota, Viridiplantae, Chlorophyta, Trebouxiophyceae, Chlorellales, Chlorellaceae. The transcript has a single exon. The record is from RefSeq and is a predicted model, not a curated record.